CCCGGCUCACAGCCUUGGAAUCUUUAAGUCUCCAGCUGGAGGGUCAGGAGUUAAGACGCCCACACUCUCCUUUCAGCUCCUGCAGAGAGUUAAGGCAGGGCUUCUGCCUCUCGUAAACUCAUCUUCCAAUCCUGGAGAAGAAACGGGCCGCUUCCUCUGGUUGCCAAGCAACGGCGUCGUCCUGCCCCAGAAGUAGGUGCAGUUGGGCUACAAGCACGUGCCGCCUCUUCCGCGUUCCGGGACUACAUCCCCCAUAAUACAGCGCGCCGCAAUCGGCUGGUCUCCGAAGUGGGGGAAGGGCCAGGACGGGCCGGGAGGCGGAGCGGAAGCGGACUGCGAGGGACGAGAAGAGUAGAAUCUCCACAAGCUGGGAACCACCUUGUCCCUGAUUCUCAAUCUCGGCCUUUCUCCAUCCCGACCUGGAGGCUGUUUCGUGAAAGCGGGACGCAGCUGACGUCUGCUAAUCGACUUUCGCUUCGCCGCCCCGGCUCGGGAGCCCGUUGGCGGCCGGCGACCCUGACAAGAAGCCCACUGGCAAGAGUUAAUUGAGAGUUGGAGGCAACCUUGCUGAAGAUGAAGAAUAUACAAUAUUAGAGGAGGAGAUUUUUUUUUUUCUUUCAAAAGUCUUGAUUGUUUGGUGGCUUACGACUAGUUACCACUCUACAUUUGAGUCUGUUUUCUUCAUCAGAAAUGAUUUUUACAAUUUCAAGAAAAACUAUGUCCCAGAAAUUGAGUUUACUGUUGCUUGUAUUUGGACUCAUUUGGGGAUUGAUGUUACUGCACUAUACUUUUCAACAACCAAGACAUCAAAGCAGUGUCAAGUUACGUGAACAAAUACUAGAUUUAAGCAAAAGAUAUGUUAAAGCUCUAGCAGAGGAAAAUAAGAACGCAGUGGAUGUUGAGAAUGGCGCCUCCAUGGCAGGAUAUGCGGAUCUAAAGAGAACAAUUGCUGUCCUUUUAGAUGACAUUUUACAACGCUUGGUAAAGCUGGAGAACAAAGUCGACUAUAUUGUUGUCAACGGCUCAGCAACCAACACUACCAAUGGCACUAGUGGGAACCUGGUGCCGGUAACCACAAAUAAAAGGGUAAAUGCGUCAGGCAGCAUUAGAUAGCAGUUGAAGAUCACCUUGUGCUGCUACAUCCUCCAUGGAUCAUAUCCUAUGGCAGAAAGCUUUUCAGUUGCUGGCUAGGAUAGAAUAAUACUGUACAAUAAAAGCCCUACACAUUUCUGAGGAAUAUGCUGGAUUCACAGAACUCUAAUUCUGUAUAUAAAUUUUAAAAGUUAUUAGUUUGCUUUCAGGCAAGUCUCUUCAAAUGCUGUACUAUAUCCUUAAAGGGAAAUUGGUAACAUGGUUGAUGUAGUAAGCAGGUAGGUGAUCUUUGUAUAAAUCUUCUGUGUUUGAGAUGGAGGUAAAACAAAAACACUGAAAGACAUGGGUUCAUUUCUAUAAAAUAUUUAUUUAAAUAUGUUACAUGUUUUUUAGAGGAUAUUGUUACUGAAUCAUUUCGUCAUUUGUUCUCAAUAGGUUUAACUGUUAGACUAAUACUGUUAGAAAAUGUGCUUACUUCCAGUACUAUAUUUUGUUACUCAGAUUAUGAGCAGAGAAAGGAAGUAUAAUGUUGAAAAUAGUGUUUUGAAAUCAUGACCCAAAGAAUGUCUUCAUUUGCACUAUCCUUCAGAAUAACUGGAGGUUAAUCAUUGUAUAUUUUGAAAAAUUACGUUUGUAAAGUUAUAAUCUUGAUAUGGUUAGUAGCCAUUGUCCAUAACCUAUUCUAAACAUUGAGAUAACAU
Hyaena hyaena (striped hyena) is the source of this 1793-nucleotide messenger RNA. It is a transcript of the gene CCDC126, whose product is annotated as coiled-coil domain containing 126. The coding region runs from base 691 to 1113 and encodes 140 amino acids. The transcript has 3 exons. NCBI's taxonomy places the organism in Eukaryota, Metazoa, Chordata, Mammalia, Carnivora, Hyaenidae. The record is from RefSeq and is a predicted model, not a curated record.